Molecule: messenger RNA, 1558 nt
Organism: Leptonychotes weddellii (Weddell seal)
Lineage: Eukaryota; Metazoa; Chordata; Mammalia; Carnivora; Phocidae
Source: RefSeq, a predicted model, not a curated record
UUCUUCUUCUUCUUUUUUUUUUUUUUUUUUGUCUGUUUGUUUAAAUUUUGGAGAGCUCUUGCGAUCUUGGAAAAGCCUCAGACGCCAUCUACAGUUAAAACGUAGGUAACUACCCUCGCCGGCGCCCCCCCUUCCACGCCCCCCACCCUUUCCACCAAAAAAAGGGGUGCAGCGCGGAUUCUGUCUGCUGUGCGGCGCGAGCCGGUAGACCCGUGCUUAUUUCCUUUUUCUUUUUGUUUGGUUUCUAACGCGUUGAGACCAAGCUGCUGCCGUGCGCUCCUCGAAGAUUGCACAAACUACAGCAGGGCUCCUCCGCCCCGUCUGCGAUUCGGAAGGCUGCGUGGGGAUCGCUUCGGGAGACCUGGCGCUGCAGCUCCCCACCUUAGCAGUCCAGUUACUCGUCUAGAUCCACGUUGGAAAGAGAGAGAGAGAAAGAGAGACAGAAACUAAAAGUGCGGAGAUUCUGCAAAUCGCUGGCUGCUUUGGGGUAACAAAAGGACCCGAGUUACUGCCGACUGAGCACCCCCGGGAGCCGGGCUCGGAGCAGACGAGGUGCCCGGCGGCGCCCAUUUGGGGGCUUCUAACUCUUUCUCCGCGUAGCCCCCUUCCCGUCCCCUCCCCUCUCGUUCCCUUUUAAAAUCCGUGGCACGGAGGCGCCUGCAGCCGCACUCGCCAGCGACUCAUCUCUCCAGCGGGUUUUUUGUUUGCCGAGUGCGAUCCCCACACUCAUGAACAUACACAGGUCUACCCCCAUCACAAUAGCAAGAUAUGGGAGAUCGCGGAACAAAACCCAGGAUUUCGAAGAGUUGUCGUCUAUAAGGUCCGCCGAACCCAGCCAGAGUUUCAGCCCGAACCUCGGCUCCCCGAGCCCGCCCGAGACUCCGAACUUGUCGCAUUGCGUUUCUUGCAUCGGGAAAUACUUAUUGUUGGAACCUCUGGAGGGAGACCACGUUUUUCGUGCCGUGCAUCUGCACAGUGGGGAGGAGCUGGUGUGCAAGGUGUUCGAUAUCAGCUGCUACCAGGAAUCCCUGGCCCCGUGCUUUUGCCUGUCUGCCCACAGCAACAUCAACCAAAUCACCGAAAUCAUCCUGGGGGAGACCAAAGCCUAUGUGUUCUUUGAGCGAAGCUAUGGGGACAUGCAUUCGUUUGUCCGCACCUGCAAGAAGCUGAGGGAGGAGGAGGCGGCCAGACUGUUCUACCAGAUCGCCUCGGCUGUGGCCCACUGCCAUGACGGGGGGCUGGUGCUGCGGGAUCUGAAGCUGCGGAAAUUCAUCUUUAAGGACGAAGAAAGGUGAGUGUCGUUCCUGUCCAGAGCCCGGACUCUGACGGGCUGCUCGGGAGCAUGCUUGCUUGAGAGGUUGGAAUGGACAGUUUUUUUGUUUUGUUUUGUUUUUUUGCUGCCUGCCAUCCAGGUGAGAAGGAAGGUUGAGCAGACAGAAGGAGGUGAAUGGAUAUUGCGAUGUUUUAAGUGCCCCGGGAAACUAAGUUGCCGCUACUCCAGCCAUGUUAACGAAUGCUCAGAGGUCGGGUGCCAGGAUUGUCUGUGACCUGGUGAUUA